Sus scrofa (pig) is the source of this 799-nucleotide messenger RNA. RefSeq names its product translocator protein (gene TSPO). The record is from RefSeq and is marked provisional. Gene Ontology annotation, molecular function: cholesterol binding. NCBI's taxonomy places the organism in Eukaryota, Metazoa, Chordata, Mammalia, Artiodactyla, Suidae. Gene Ontology annotation, cellular component: endoplasmic reticulum; membrane.
GCCGCGCAGUACCCUUCCCGGAGCGAGUCCUUGUCGCUGAGCUUUCCAGAACAGCAGCUGCAGCAGCAAUGGCCCCACCCUGGGUGCCCGCUGUGGGCUUCACGCUGGUGCCCAGCCUGGGGGGCUUCCUGAGCUCGCGCAAUGUCCUCGGAAAGGGCCUCCACUGGUACGCCGGCCUGCAGAAGCCCUCGUGGCACCCGCCGCACUGGACACUGGCCCCCAUCUGGGGCACACUCUACUCGGCCAUGGGGUAUGGCUCCUACAUGAUCUGGAAAGAGCUGGGGGGCUUCUCGGAGGAGGCUGUGGUUCCCCUGGGCCUCUACGCUGGGCAGCUGGCUCUGAACUGGGCAUGGCCUCCCCUCUUCUUUGGCGCCCGACAAAUGGGUUGGGCCCUGGUGGACCUCGUGCUGACGGGUGGAGUGGCAGCAGCCACGGCGGUGGCCUGGUAUCAGGUGAGCCCUCUGGCCGCCCGCCUGCUGUACCCCUACCUGGCCUGGCUGGCCUUCGCGGCCACGCUCAACUACUGCGUGUGGCGGGACAACCAGGGCCGCCGUGGUGGCCGCCGGCCCUCGGAGUGAGAGUGCCCCGGCCUCCAAGGACCGCAGCCGCUGCAUGUCCAGUGUUGCCGGUGACGGUGGCCCCUGGGCUGCCUGUCUGUCUGGUCUCAGCCCAGGGGGUCACCAGCCGAUUCAGAGGUGCUCCAGGCUGAGCCCCUGCCCCAGAAACAGCGUCCUGCGCUUUCUGCACUGCUCGCUCUCAGAAUGUGGAAAUUUAUAAGCCAAAUAAAGUUUUUAACCUC